Papaver somniferum (opium poppy) is the source of this 1750-nucleotide messenger RNA. Its product is annotated as BRCA1-associated protein-like. Gene Ontology annotation, cellular component: cytoplasm. The transcript has 11 exons. The record is from RefSeq and is a predicted model, not a curated record. Gene Ontology annotation, biological process: protein ubiquitination; Ras protein signal transduction. NCBI's taxonomy places the organism in Eukaryota, Viridiplantae, Streptophyta, Magnoliopsida, Ranunculales, Papaveraceae. Gene Ontology annotation, molecular function: ubiquitin protein ligase activity; zinc ion binding. Bases 49 to 1581 code for a protein of 510 amino acids.
UUCCAAAUUAAAUCUCCACAGAAAGAAAUCGAGAAAAUUCCCGCGAAGAUGUUUAGCAUCCGAGUUCACUCCGUGGAUUCAAACCACCCUCUUGGCGGAGAAGAAGAAGGAUGGACAACCACCACUAUCAGCAACACCCAUUCACGCUCAGUCCAUUUUACAAACCCUAAUUUUGAUAUUCAACAACGUAAAGGAAUUAUUCAUCUAUACCGCAAUAACAACAUAUCAUCAUCUACUCAUUCUUCUUCAUCUCUUUUGUCAAACCCUAAUUAUAAUCACGAAACCAAUAUUAUUAGGAAUUCCAGUGAAACUACUCUUCUUUUUGUUCUCGCUGUUCCGAUUCAUCUCUCCAUCUAUGAUUUCAUUCACUUUUGUGGAUCUUAUAUCCAUCAUCUUUCAGAAAUUCUCAUCAUCAGAAAUGAUGUAUUGGAAGAUCGGUACAGUUUGUUGAUUAAGCUCGUUGAUCAGAAAAAAACUGAUAGUUUCUUUCGGAAUUUCAAUGGAAGGCCGUUUUCAUCCACUGAGGCUGAGAUUUGUCAUAUACUCUCUAUAGUGUCUGUGGAAUAUACUGAAUUAACUGAGAUUGCCAAUACACCUCCACCUGGAUUUACAGAAUUGCCAACUUGUCCUGUUUGUCUCGAGAGACUAGACCAAGAUACAAGUGGGAUUCUAACGACAGUUUGUGACCAUUCGUUCCAAUGCCCAUGCAUUUCAAGAUGGGCUGAUUCAUCUUGUCCUGUUUGCCGUUUUUGUCAGCAGCAGACUGCGAAACCGACAUGUGCUGUUUGUGCAACUCAGGAGGACCUAUGGAUCUGUCUAAUUUGUGGUUUUGUAGGAUGUGGAAGGUAUAAAGGGCGUCAUGCUAUCAGACACUGGGAAGAUACCAAACAUUGUUAUUCACUCGACGUAGAAGCACAGCGAGUCUGGGAUUAUGUUGGUGAUACCUAUGUCCACCGUUUAAAUCAGUCAAAAACAGAUGGUAAGAUGGCAGAUUUGAACUCCAGAUGUAGGUCUGUUGAUGGAGAUUGUGGACCUUGUUCGACUUGCGAAUGUAGCGAAGAUUCUGGAGCUAGUGGUGCUGUCUUUGGUGAUAGAGUUGAAACGAUUGUCGAUGAGUACAACCAUCUGCUCGCAAGCCGGCUUGAGAAACAGAGAGAGGACUAUGAAACACUACUUGCUGAAAACAAAGAAAAAAGGGGGAAGUUUGUUUUAGACAAAGUGGAGAAGGCUGUGAAUUUGAAGCUGCAGGAAACUCAACACAAGAUUGAAAAAUGUUUGGAGGAAAAGACUGCCAUUGCCAGCAGAAAUGAGAAUCUGAUGAAGAACCAAGAUAAAUGGCGGAAGACAAUUAUGGAACUGGAAGAAAGAGAAAGAUCAUCAAUUGCUCUGAGGGAUGAGAAGAUAUUGGAUCUGGAAGAACAGAUAAGAGAUCUUACGGUGUAUGUUGAAGCUCAGAAAACACUAGCUAAACUGACAGACUCCGAUGGCAUUAAAGGAGGAACCGUCUUGUCAGUUCCUUUACAGCAACAAUCUUCUUUACCCAAUACGAAAAGACGCUCAAAGACCAAUAAAAGGCGAUAAAGAGUAAAUACUUGUGGAUCGAUAUCCUACACAGGUUAAUGUUCAUGUAUAGGUAGUAUAUUUUUAUAAUCAGCAAAUUACCAGAUACGGAUUCUGUAAAAUUUUGUUGUGGAAAACAAGUAAGUUCCGACUUGCAUGUGAAUGCAGAAUUCUUGAAGCCUUGUCCAAC